Molecule: messenger RNA, 1944 nt
Organism: Varanus komodoensis (Komodo dragon)
Lineage: Eukaryota; Metazoa; Chordata; Lepidosauria; Squamata; Varanidae
Product: rabphilin-3A-like
Exons: 16
Biological process (GO): intracellular protein transport
Cellular component (GO): membrane
Molecular function (GO): small GTPase binding
Source: RefSeq, a predicted model, not a curated record
AUCGCGCUUCUCCCCCAGCUGCCUGGCGGGAUCCACCCGCGCCGCGACCUGCUGUCGCCCCCGGUUUGAUGCCGCUUGUCACCUGUGCAAUCCAUCACCAUGUCUGACACCAUUUUUGGCAAUGGGAGUGACCAGUGGGUCUGUCCGAAUGACCGGCAGCUGGCCCUCCGGGCCAAGCUUCAGACCGGCUGGUCGGUGCACACGUUCCAGACAGACAAACAGAGGAAGACGCAAGCGCUGAGUCUGAAGGAAAUGGACGUCAUUCUGGAGGUGAUCCAGCGAGCGGAGAAACUGGACAUUGUGGAACAACAGCGGAUCGGGCGUCUGGUGGAGCGGCUCGAGAACAUGCGGAAGAACGUGAUGGGCAACGGCUUAUCUCAGUGCUUGCUCUGUGGGGAGUCCCUGGGGCUGCUGAGGAGCACGGCUGUGUUUUGCCAGGACUGCAAAAAGAAAGUUUGCACGAAAUGCGGCAUAGAAACCUUGGGGCCUCAGAAACGCACGGUCUGGUUCUGUAAGAUCUGCAGCGAGCAAAGAGAGGUUUGGAAGCGCUCGGGCGCCUGGUUCUACAAAGGCCUUCCUCAGUACAUUUUGCCCCUGAAGAGCGGCCCCAAAAGCCACGAUCCCCCCACAAGGCCGCACCCCGUGACCACGCCGGGCAUCAAGGGCCUGCCCACGACCCGCUCCUACACCUGGGCCAGGGGGAGAGUGAUAUCCAGUGACAGCGACAGCGACUCUGAAUUUAGCUCCUCGAGUCUGGAUGACCGCUCCGUGGCUGCGGGCACGAAGGGGUUCAAGAGCAGAAAGCACUGGACAGAAUCAGCAUCCAGCAGCGAGGCAGCCGGCGGUCCAGGCUGGGGCACCGGGCGGCCCUUGGGGAGCCGGCACUCAGAGAGCCGGAGCAGUCUGGGCAGCGAGCGCGGCGGAGGGCUGAGCGCCACGGAGAGCUUCCACAGCGACCUCCCGGCGGACGAGGCGAACAGCGAUGCCGGCCGCAGGGCUGCAGCUGCCCUGGGGACGCUGGAUUUCAGCUUGCUGUACGAUCAAGAAAACAACGCUCUGCACUGCACGAUCAACAAGGCCAAGGGUCUGAAACUGAUGGAUCAUAACGGCUUGGCUGACCCGUAUGUGAAACUGCACUUACUCCCUGGUGCUAGCAAGGCUAAUAAAUUGAGGACCAAAACUUUGAGGAACACGCUAAAUCCUACUUGGAACGAAACCCUCACAUACUACGGGAUCACGGACGAGGACAUGAUCCGCAAAACGCUCAGAAUUUCUGUCUGCGACGAGGACAAAUUCCGCCACAACGAGUUCAUCGGAGAAACGAGGAUCCCGCUGAAGAAGCUGAAGCCCAACCAGACCAAAAACUUCAACAUCUGCCUGGAGAAGCAGCUGCCCGUAAGUGACAGAGAAAAGCGCCGCCAAAGCCGACUGCUUUGUAGCUAGAAAUGUUCUGUAUGUAUAGACCAAGAGGAAGCCCCUUGACCAAGCUGGUCCUUGGAGGAGCGUGGCCGGAUCCUGAUCUCCCUCAAAUACAGCUCGCCGAAGCAAGCUCUGCUGGUGGGCAUUGUCCGGUGCGCGCAUCUGGCCGCCAUGGAUGCCAACGGCUACUCGGACCCCUACGUGAAAACAUAUCUGAAACCAGACGAGGACAAAAAAUCAAAGCACAAGACAGCCGUGAAGAAGAAAACCCUUAACCCGGAAUUCAAUGAGGAAUUUUGCUACGAGAUAAAGCACGGCGACUUGGCCAAGAAGACCCUGGAGGUGACCGUGUGGGAUUACGACAUCGGCAAAUCUAACGACUUUAUCGGUGGCGUUGUGCUUGGCAUCAACGCCAAAGGGGACCGCCUGAAGCACUGGUUCGACUGCCUAAAAAACAAGGAUAAGAAGAUCGAGCGCUGGCACACGCUCACGAACGAGCUUCCGGGGGCCAUCGUCAGCGACUAA